This is a messenger RNA of Magallana angulata, 2067 nucleotides long. RefSeq lists its product as uncharacterized. Lineage: Eukaryota; Metazoa; Mollusca; Bivalvia; Ostreida; Ostreidae. The transcript is spliced from 3 exons. The record is from RefSeq and is a predicted model, not a curated record. Bases 526 to 1707 code for a protein of 393 amino acids.
GCCCGGUGCAGGUCUAAAAAUAGGGACCAUGGUCCAAGGAUUCCACACAAAACAACAACAAAAUGGAGUCUCUGUCUCCAGAGAGGGAAAAUGUCAACCAAAAUAUCUCAUAGUGAUUGACUUUCAGAAAUGAAGUGAUAUCUGAAGAUGAUGUACCUGUACAGUAAUAACCUGGCCAAAUUUACAGGGCAAGAGAUGAAUAAUUAAAAGGUACUCUAGCGGAGUCCAGGUAAACAGACCCAGAGCCGUGGAUCCUGCGCCGGUAAGAUUCGAUUUCUGGAGUAUAGUCGUGGAUUGGAAGUUGCAAAUAACGUGGAGCUCCUAGCUCGGUCACGUUACAUCAGGAUCUCGUCGUCAGCCGGCAUCCGGUAUCGUUAAAAUGUCAAUACUCUGAUCUAAAUUUUGAACUGUUUACAUUUUCCCCCUUUUCUCUCCCUCGAUUCGUUUUAUAAUUGAACUGUUUACAAAAAAAGUGAAGGAACUUUUAUCAGGCGUGUAGUGAUAUUGCCUCAGUCGGCAUGAACCAUGGAUCCAAUACAAAGCAAAUACUGGAACGACCAAAUAAAGAGCCUGGUGGGGCCGUGUAUGGUGACUUUUGCUAUACCCCUGACGAUCCCUGGACUAACUAUCACGCUUGUAGCGUUCAGUGACGAGAAAUCAUUCCCUGUGUACGGAACAUUACACAUCACUGGACUGAUCAUUUUAAUCAUAUCCGUGCUUUUGAUCCUUUCGGGGUGUAUCCUGAAGUUCAUUUGGAAACCUAUCAUACUCCCUGACAUUGAGCGCCAGCUGUCCCCCCGAGAGUCUUUCAGGAAUGAGAGAGGGGACUCUUUCUACAGGAGAGAAAUUGAGCGCAUUCAGCGUGAAAAUUUGAGGAGGUCCGACCCCGCACCUGAGAGACAGCGAAAGAAUAGUUCAACAAAGACAGAAGAAACUGUUUUAGACUCUCAGAAAGGUACAGAGACAAUUAAAUCUAUCGAUGUUGCACAACCAGGGAAGGCAGGUAAACAGUCUGGAAGAAGAAGCGUAGAGCAAGACGAUGCACAACCCAGUACAGCGGGCAAAGGUUUAUCAGCAUUACCCCCAAAUGACUUAUACUUCCAGUCUCCGCGUGGAGGCCGCUUACCACCGAUAGAGACCACAGACAAGGGACCCGUACCCCGUAACAGAGUUCCUAGUUCUGAUCGCGAAGUCCCGGAUGUGCAUGUGUCAAGAGGAAUUCGACUCAGUGAUCCUGGAGAAACAGAAUCGGCGUCCAGAAAGAAGAAAAAGAAACGUAAACGCCAUCGCAGAAGUGAAGAAGGAGGAAGGAGUAAAGGGGAGGAGGAGGAAGGAGAGGAGGAGGAAGAUGAGACUAUUCAAAGAGGAGACGAAGUUAAAGACAAUGUUUCUCACGCACAGAGUCAACUCCAGCUGCCAAAAUUACAGAAAGCCAGAGAACAUCUGUUGGAUGAAAACAACUCAGGGGAAUCUGCUAUAUCUUCAAAUCGUAGUCUACUGAAUGAGGAGAAUUCAGACACUGGAAAGAAAAGAAAAAGACGCAGGAAAAAGAAAGCAUUAAGUUCACUACGCCAAGAAUCUAAAGAACAAACGAAUUCUAUCCAAUCAGUGUGUCGCUCCUCAUCACAUGGGUCGUGCAAUGACGAUGACGUCAUAACUCGCAAUCUUUCCGAUUCGGAUAGCCCGCAUCCGAUUGACUCUAAUUAGCUUUGUAAUUGACCGAAUAAUCAGAGUCAAGAUGCAUGUGGUUGCCAAAUCUCAAACUGGACGGGUUGUUUUAAUGCGUCAAUGAGGAACUAUAUGCGGUAUGUCCGCCCCAUUACGUAAAUUUGUGCACACGAGUGCUUCAGUAUUGUUUACGAUUAUUUAUUUUGCGUAACCAAAAGCUUAAUAAGUCUACAAUCUCAUGGCUUAUUUUGACUUCAUGAAGCAAAGUGAUUUUCAGAAAACUAAUGAGAAUUCUUGAUCCAGUGAUUAAAAUCUGUGAUAUUAUUUUUUUCUAAUUUGUUACUGUACAUACUAACAUGGAGUCUUUUCUAAUUAAAUGUUUUUUUUUAAAAAGACGAA